UGACAUUGUACGUCCAGUUUGCAUAGGAUGCGCUAAGAACCCUUGGGGAACCGUCUGUUGCGUAGGAAGCAGAAUUAAACAGAAAAAAAACAAUCACACGGGGAUGAACGGCAACAAUUUGGCGAACCCAGCGCAGGACCGCGUGUGAUUUUUAUGUCGAUUGCUAACAGUGGGGAAUCCCCGGUUUUCUCGCUCGGUAAACUCCCGGGGACGCCAGUUGGGACGCGUGCAGUGUUUACCUUUGCCGCUCGAGAUAGAGAGAAAGACAGAGAAAGCCGUCGUCUGGCGGGCAAAUAAAAGGGCACAACGUGGUGCAUCAAGGCAUCAGUUCAGCGAACAGCUUCCAAUCGAUAACCGAUCGUACUCUCAACGCAACACUCAACCCAAACCGCAUUCAACAUGAACUUCAACAAGAUUUUUGUCUUCGUCCUGCUGGCAGCGCUGGUGCUGGUCGGUCAAACCGAAGCCGGCUGGCUGAAGAAGCUGGGCAAGAAAAUUGAAGGAGCCGGCAAGCGUGUGUUCAAGGCGACAGAGAAGGCGCUUCCAGUCAUUGCCGGAGUGAAAGCCCUGGGUUAAUUGACCGCCCCCAGUCCCCGUGAAGGAUGCUCAUUUUUUCUUAGUUCCAUACCCGCCGUAAACAAAAUAUGCCUGCCACCAUGUAUCGAUUGUGAUAUCAAAACAUUUUCUACCACCUUUUUAUAAAUAGAAUAAAAAUCUGUGUUGUGAUC
Messenger RNA from Anopheles coustani, 728 nucleotides. RefSeq names its product cecropin-A-like. Lineage: Eukaryota; Metazoa; Arthropoda; Insecta; Diptera; Culicidae. Gene Ontology annotation, cellular component: extracellular region. Gene Ontology annotation, biological process: defense response to Gram-negative bacterium; antibacterial humoral response; defense response to Gram-positive bacterium. The record is from RefSeq and is a predicted model, not a curated record. The coding region runs from base 400 to 576 and encodes 58 amino acids. The transcript has 2 exons.